Homo sapiens (human) is the source of this 622-nucleotide messenger RNA. RefSeq names its product thymosin beta 4 X-linked (gene TMSB4X). Gene Ontology annotation, cellular component: cytoskeleton; cytosol; nucleus. The record is from RefSeq and is marked reviewed. The transcript has 3 exons. Bases 76 to 210 code for a protein of 44 amino acids. Gene Ontology annotation, biological process: actin filament organization. Gene Ontology annotation, molecular function: actin monomer binding. Lineage: Eukaryota; Metazoa; Chordata; Mammalia; Primates; Hominidae.
AACUCGGUGGUGGCCACUGCGCAGACCAGACUUCGCUCGUACUCGUGCGCCUCGCUUCGCUUUUCCUCCGCAACCAUGUCUGACAAACCCGAUAUGGCUGAGAUCGAGAAAUUCGAUAAGUCGAAACUGAAGAAGACAGAGACGCAAGAGAAAAAUCCACUGCCUUCCAAAGAAACGAUUGAACAGGAGAAGCAAGCAGGCGAAUCGUAAUGAGGCGUGCGCCGCCAAUAUGCACUGUACAUUCCACAAGCAUUGCCUUCUUAUUUUACUUCUUUUAGCUGUUUAACUUUGUAAGAUGCAAAGAGGUUGGAUCAAGUUUAAAUGACUGUGCUGCCCCUUUCACAUCAAAGAACUACUGACAACGAAGGCCGCGCCUGCCUUUCCCAUCUGUCUAUCUAUCUGGCUGGCAGGGAAGGAAAGAACUUGCAUGUUGGUGAAGGAAGAAGUGGGGUGGAAGAAGUGGGGUGGGACGACAGUGAAAUCUAGAGUAAAACCAAGCUGGCCCAAGGUGUCCUGCAGGCUGUAAUGCAGUUUAAUCAGAGUGCCAUUUUUUUUUUUGUUCAAAUGAUUUUAAUUAUUGGAAUGCACAAUUUUUUUAAUAUGCAAAUAAAAAGUUUAAAAA